Oryza sativa Japonica Group (Japanese rice) is the source of this 570-nucleotide messenger RNA. Its product is annotated as blue copper protein 1a. The record is from RefSeq and is a predicted model, not a curated record. Gene Ontology annotation, cellular component: plasma membrane. Gene Ontology annotation, molecular function: electron transfer activity. Lineage: Eukaryota; Viridiplantae; Streptophyta; Magnoliopsida; Poales; Poaceae.
AUAAUCUGCAGCUCGAGAUAAGAUUUGCCCCCUGCAAAGUCAUCUCUAGCUAGCUUGGAACACAUAAUCUGCGAUCGAUCGAUGGCUUCCAAGCAAAUGCUCGCUGUCGCCGCCGCCGCCGUCGCCCUCGCCGUGCUCCUCCCGGCGCGCGGCGCCGCCGCCACGGAGCACAUGGUGGGCGACGGCAAUGGCUGGAUCCUCGGGUUCGACUACGCCGCAUGGGCCGCCACCAAGCAGUUUAGGGUCGGCGACACGCUAGUGUUCAGGUACAAGGGCACCAACCACACGGUGGUGGAGGUGGGCGGCGCGGACUUCAAGGCGUGCAACAAGACGGCGAGCGCGAACGAGUGGAGCUCCGGCGAGGAUCGCGUCGCGCUCGACAAGGAGGGCAGGCGGUGGUUCUUCUGCGGCGUCGGCGACCACUGCGCCAAGAACAUGAAGCUCAAGAUCACCGUCAUCGCCGCCGGCGCGCCCGCCCCCGGGGCUUCGGAGGCGCCGCCGCCGCCGUCCAGUGCCGCCGGCAAGAUGCUGCUUGAACUGCGCAUUUCUGAACUUUUCAUGAAGGCCUGA